AUGGCUUCGUUCAUGAGGACCGCUGCCCGUCUGCAGCCAGCGCUGCGUUCGUCGUUCCGUCAACAGAGCCUGCUUGCCGGACGACGAGCAAUGGCAACACAGACUCCUCCUCGGAGCGCCAGUGCUGCCGCCGCGGUCAAGCCAAACCUCGCCGAUGCUGUCGAGCAGCCAUACUUCCCUGACGAGCCAACCGGACCAAUCAUUCGUACGGAGAUUCCUGGCCCAAAGUCGAAAGAGGCGAUCAAAGAGCUGGACCGUGUCUUCGAUACACGGUCGUUGAACAUGAUGGCAAAUUACCAGAACAGCUUUGGUAACUACAUUGCAGACUUGGACGGCAAUGUCUUGCUCGAUGUAUACGCUCAGAUUGCUUCGAUUCCCGUUGGAUACAGCAACCCUAGCUUGCUGCUUGCGGCCACCAGCCCGGACAUGGCUUCUGCGUUGAUCAACCGACCUGCCCUGGGCAACUUCCCACAGCAUGACUGGGCUGAGAUCCUCGAGACUGGUAUCCUUACCGUUGCACCAAAGGGCUUGAACCAGGUCUUCACUGCGCAAGCUGGCUCCGACGCUAACGAGCUUGCGUACAAGGCCGCCUUCAUGUGGAAGCGCCGUCAGGAGCGUGGAGGUGCGGAUGUUGAGUUCACACCAGAGGAGAUUCAAUCUUCCAUGAACAACCAGUCUCCCGGCUCCCCAAACAUGUCCAUCCUCUCUUUCAAGACUGCCUUCCACGGUCGUCUCUUUGGCUCCCUCUCCACUACCCGCUCCAAGCCGAUCCACAAGCUGGACAUCCCUGCAUUCGACUGGCCACAGGCUUCCUUCCCUACGCUCAAGUAUCCACUCGAGCAGCACGCAGAGGAGAACGCCCGCGAGGAGGCUCGCUGCCUCGCUGAGGUCGAGGAGCUCCUCACCACGUACCAUAAUAAACCAGCCGCUGUCAUCGUCGAGCCAAUUCAGUCCGAGGGCGGUGAUAACCACGCAAGUCCAGCCUUCUUCCAUGGCUUGAGACAAGUUACCAGGAAGCACAACGUCCUCCUGAUCGUCGAUGAGGUGCAGACUGGUGUUGGCGCUACUGGUAAGUUCUGGGCACACGAGCACUGGAACUUGCAGGACCCACCAGACAUGGUCACCUUCUCGAAGAAGGCUCAGACUGCUGGUUACUACUUUGGCAACAACGAGCUCAGGCCCAACAAGCCUUACCGUCAAUUCAACGUAAGUUGCGGCUCGAGAUUUUCGGAAUCGAUUGCGGAAUGCUAAUGCCUUGAACAGACUUGGAUGGGUGAUCCAGCCCGCGCCAUCCUUUUCCGCGCAAUCAUCCAAGAGAUCAACCGCCUGAACCUCGUACAAAACACCGCCGAAACCGGCGACUACCUCUACGCUGGACUUGAGAACUUGGCCAAGAAGUUUCCUGGCGAGAUCCAGAACCUGCGUGGCAAGGGCCAGGGUACUUUCAUUGCUUGGGACUCUCCUCGCCGUGAUGAGGUCUUGAAGAAGUCCAAGGGCGCUGGUGUCAAUGUCGGUGGCUCUGGCGAGCGCGCUGUCCGUCUGCGCCCUAUGCUCAUCUUCCAGAAGAAGCACGCCGACAUCUUCCUGGACGCUAUGGAGAAGAUUUUCAAGUCAUGA
Molecule: messenger RNA, 1617 nt
Organism: Lecanosticta acicola
Lineage: Eukaryota; Fungi; Ascomycota; Dothideomycetes; Mycosphaerellales; Mycosphaerellaceae
Source: the annotation of a GenBank genome assembly